GCUAUCGCAAACCUGUAAUUUUCUGGUCGCAGCUGGUUAAGACUGAAAAAAAGAGUAUUUUGAAGAAGUCAGCUGUAGGACAGCCAUAAUUUUGAUGCUGGAACAUUAUUUUAUGUACGUGUACAUGUACCUUCUCUUUCUACACAGGUUCAACUCUUGUGGAAAUGGCAGGACCAUCAUUUAAAUUCGGACAGCAUGUUCUCCAAGCGUCGUGUGUUUUCUUCAAGUCCAGACUCAGUAUUGGGUUUGUCAACAGGAAGCCUGUUGUUCCAGGUCAUGUCCUGGUGUCCCCACUGAGAGUGGUGGAGAGGUUUGGAGAGCUGUCCUCAGAGGAGGUGGCUGAUCUUUUCCAGGCCACACAGACCAUCUCAGGGGUGGUGGAAAAACACUUUCAGAGCUCCUCACUCACCAUUGCCAUACAGGAUGGACCUGAGGCAGGGCAAACCGUAAAGCAUGUCCAUGUACACAUACUUCCCAGGAGAGUUGGUGACUUCCCACAAAACGAUGAUGUGUAUCAUGCGUUGGACAAACAUGACAAGCAAAUGACUGAUUCAGAUGAAAGAUGGAGAAGUGAAGAAGAAAUGGCAGAGGAGGCUUCUGUCUUGGCUAAAUACUUCAACUGCCAGGUGGACUCUAGUUAACCUUUACUCCUGUUUGUUCACGUUGUGUUUUAUCAGUAUUUCCUCAUGAUUAUAAUUGAAAUACCCCUGUGAGAUAUUUUCCAGGGGAUGUGUGUUCGUUCGUCUCAGUGUUCUUCGAAAGAUGUAAAUGAUAACAGAUACUUCUCACCAUGUAACACUAUGCUAAUGAAGGACAGUAACACAUUAAUGCAGGAACAUUUGUUGUGACUAAUACGUCAUCACUGUGGUUGUCAGUAAAUAUGAAUGACGUACACGUAUAAGAAAAUGUUCUGACAAUGGACCACCAGUGCGUGAAGGGUGGAUGACUGUGGCUGAAGUUUUGGAAGCCACAUGAGGCCACACACCCCGUGAAUGAGGACACCAGUUUAACAGUCAUCAUCUUCCACUGUUAAGGAGUACCGUAAUUAAAAGAAAACAUAUGAGAAGGAUGAACAAGGUUUUCAUGGUUUUACCUUGUUCACAUGGGGCUCAGUCAGGGCCUGUUGACAGCCUGUUGAGAUCUACAUGUCACCACAAUGUACUGAUGUUGCAGUAUAUACAUUAAAACUGUUGUGCUAUAAAUGUACAUUGUACACCAACAGGACAGAAAUUUGUGCAAUAAAUGUAUACCAACAAGUA
Molecule: messenger RNA, 1259 nt
Organism: Branchiostoma belcheri (Belcher's lancelet)
Lineage: Eukaryota; Metazoa; Chordata; Leptocardii; Amphioxiformes; Branchiostomatidae
Product: bis(5'-adenosyl)-triphosphatase-like
Exons: 5
Coding region: 165-641 (158 amino acids)
Biological process (GO): intrinsic apoptotic signaling pathway by p53 class mediator; diadenosine triphosphate catabolic process; purine nucleotide metabolic process
Cellular component (GO): plasma membrane; cytoplasm; nucleus
Molecular function (GO): ubiquitin protein ligase binding; bis(5'-adenosyl)-triphosphatase activity
Source: RefSeq, a predicted model, not a curated record